AUGGCCCAAUUCUUCAUGGAGGCUCCUCAAAAUCCUCUCCUGAUCGGCCCGAGUGGUGGCCACAACAAGCGGAAUUGGCAGACUCCGCCUCCACAGCUGACCACCCUGCAAGAAGAAGUUCGAACUCUUCCUUCGCACCCAUCGUUUUACCAGGUCCGUAGUUCCCUCCGGGUACGCCAAGUGCGUCAGAAAAUGCACCAUCACCGCGUAUCUGCCCAACUGGACCAGGGGAAGACCCUCCGUGUUGACUCCUGCCGCCCGCACCUCAAUCAACCUCCUCUCCACGUCCAGCUCCUCCGCAUCUGUGAGCCUAUCUUCUCCCUCAUUCAGAGGGAUACGGCUCAAGUCGUCGGGCAUCGUAAAGGCUUUCCCCGGAACGUGGACCACUUGGAAGGAAAAGAGCUGAAG
Molecule: messenger RNA, 408 nt
Organism: Puccinia graminis f. sp. tritici CRL 75-36-700-3
Lineage: Eukaryota; Fungi; Basidiomycota; Pucciniomycetes; Pucciniales; Pucciniaceae
Exons: 1
Source: RefSeq, a predicted model, not a curated record